AUGGCCUGCCGAGACUUCAAGGCCAAGACAGUCAACGAGCGUAAGGCGUUCAUAGAGACAAGCAAGCGCUGCUACAAUUGCUUAGGCAACCACUUUCUAUCUCGCUGCCAGUCGAAGAAGAACUGCCUCACAUGCGACGCACGACACCACACGAUGUUGCACGGAGCACCGACGUCUUCACUGUCAGCUGAGGCCACCACACGCGCCACCACACUGACCACGACUCUGCAACAUCAGGAUCACAAGGCCGUUCUUCUGGCAACAGCUCGAGUGAACAUCGCCGAUCGGUACGGGUCCCCACACGCCGUACGCGCUCUGAUCGACCAAUGCUCUGAGGUGUCGAUCAUUUCAGAGACCUUGGCACAACGCCUUCGCCUUCCUCGAGUUUCGACGGAUCUUUCGAUCUUCGGCAUCGGAGGGACCCGCUCAGGAUCCGCUCGAGGCAAAGUAACGCUGCACGUAACGUCAGACGUGACCAACGCCGAGCUCAGCGUGGUAGCCUUUGUGCUGUCUCGCAUAUCACUGCAGCAAGGAUCAGUCUCACGAGGAGAACGCAGCUGGCCUCAUCUCAAGGGACUCCAACUGGCCGAUCCUCGUUUUUUGGACGACGACCCAGCUGAGUUACUCUUAGGAGCCGAGGUCUAUUCCUUGAUCCUCGAGGAGGGCCUCCGCAAAGGAGAUUCAAGGAUGCCGAUCGCCCAGCAAACAAGCCUGGGGUGGAUCCUCUCUGGCGGAUACGACGCCACAUCAGUCAACGGACAUCGCCGCACAUUCCGAUGCACCGCCGAUCAUGACCUCGCCGACCUCGUUCGCCGCUUUUGGGAGCAGGAGAGCGAGCCAAUAUCUCAGGCUCCACUCACUCCUGACGAAACCAAGUGCGAGGAGCUUUACGUGCGCACCGUCACACGCACGCCCACCGGAAGAUACAUGGUGAGACUGCCUCUUGCAUCACCGCCGACGACUCUUCAAGACACUCGCCGCCCUGCGGAGCACCUCCUGAAAGCCAUGGAGUCCAAGGGCAGCCGAGACCCUCGAUUUGGCGACCUCUAUCGCAGCUUCAUGCAGGAAUACGAGGACCUGCAACAUAUGAAGAGGGUAAAUAUCGCAACAACAGCUGAGAAGAUCAGAUGCUACUUACCGCAUCACGGGGUCCUGAAGGAGGCGAGCACGACGACGAAGCUCCGAGUCGUGUUCAACGGCUCUCAACGGACACGAACUGGGAACUCGCUGAAUUCGCAUCUGCUGACUGGGGCGAAUUUGCUGCCCGCUCUCACCGACGUGCUGCUGCGAUGGCGUUGGCACCGGUAUGUCUUCGUCACAGACAUCGAGAAGAUGUAUCGCCAAAUUCUCGUACAUCCUGAGGACUGCAGCCUUCAAACGAUACUGUGGCGUCAACACAAAACGAGCGAGAUCUAG
Nylanderia fulva is the source of this 1416-nucleotide messenger RNA. RefSeq lists its product as uncharacterized. The record is from RefSeq and is a predicted model, not a curated record. NCBI's taxonomy places the organism in Eukaryota, Metazoa, Arthropoda, Insecta, Hymenoptera, Formicidae.